Messenger RNA from Mya arenaria, 1557 nucleotides. RefSeq names its product neuronal acetylcholine receptor subunit alpha-10-like. The transcript is spliced from 9 exons. Bases 1 to 1557 code for a protein of 518 amino acids. Gene Ontology annotation, biological process: chemical synaptic transmission; regulation of membrane potential; monoatomic ion transmembrane transport. The record is from RefSeq and is a predicted model, not a curated record. NCBI's taxonomy places the organism in Eukaryota, Metazoa, Mollusca, Bivalvia, Myida, Myidae. Gene Ontology annotation, cellular component: postsynaptic membrane; neuron projection; synapse. Gene Ontology annotation, molecular function: acetylcholine-gated monoatomic cation-selective channel activity; transmembrane signaling receptor activity.
AUGACGCUUGACGUUUCUGAUAGAAAGUGUAUACGAGGAGAUAUUCCCCUGUGCUGUUUUUACAGUAACGAUUUACCACCAAAGCUUGAGAAUGUGUCGAGCGAGCAGAGGCUCAUGCAUGAUCUGCUAUGGAAGUAUGAAAGCUCCGUCCGACCGGUCUAUAAUUCAUCCAUGCCAGUCGAAGUUGCCCUAGGUCUGACCUUGACCCAGAUUCUCGACCUUGAUGAGAAAAACCAAGUACUAACAACCAACGUAUGGAUGGAAGUGGAAUGGCAUGACGAGAAAUUAAUGUGGACAGCGAUUGACUAUGAGGGAACGGACAACAUCCGGAUUCCCGGUAGGAAAAUCUGGCUGCCCGAUAUUGUCCUCUACAACAGUGUAGAAGACUACACCUCUGGGUACAUGCCGAGUCUGGCGAUGGUGUACAGUGACGGUCGGGUGUUCUGGGGUCCUGUGGUAAGGUUCCGAAGCUCCUGCAAGAUUGACACCACGUACUUCCCUUUCGACGACCAGGUGUGUUCCCUAAAGCUGGGUUCCUGGGCCUACAACGGUUUCCAAGUGAACGUGAACAAUAGAUCAAACACCAUCGAUCUUUCCAACUACGUUGAUAACGGCGAGUGGAAACUGAUAGGUAUCAAGGUUACUCGCAACUCGGUGAUCUACAACUGCUGUGUGGAGCCAUUUCCUGAUGUUAUGUUCUAUAUCCGUUUGCGCAGGCGCGUCAAGUACUACUUCAUGAAUAUCAUCAUUCCCUGCAUCAUCCUCUCUUUCCUUUGUCUGGCAGGAUUCCUGUUGCCUCCGGAGAGCGGCGAGAAGGUGACGCUAGGGCUCUCUGUUCUCCUUACAAUCACCGUCUUCAUGCUCAUGGUUGCCGACAAGAUGCCGCAGACCUCAGAAAGUGUCUCCCUUAUUAGUAUAUACCUGAUGGUGGUCCUGUCCAUGAGCUGUGUGUCCAUCCUAUUCUCCGUCUACAUACUGAGUAUCCACCAUCAGCGAGGCAAACCUCUUCGUUGCCCCAAAAUCAUCAAAUUCGUCUUCUUCUCAAUCAUCGCACCUGCUCUUUGCCUCAAAUUGAGGUCGACUGGUUCCCGACGUGUAAGCGCGGGAGUACCGGGAACCACCGACGAUAACGAAAUCGAGGAUGAAAAGAAAAAUAAAUUGGAUGGUAAAAAUACGAAUGAUUACAUUGAACUUGAACGCUUAGAACGAUUUGAAGGUUUGGAAGGGUUAAACGAUAUGAACUAUGCUGAUGAAAGUUUUCAUAAUAUCACUAUCACUGGUGAAACGACGCUGGCUGAUCUGGACCCGAUAUUGAACCACUACAAUGACAAGGAAAAGUCUGUAAAUGAACUGAUUAUGUGGCUGCGUACUAAGCAGAGAUCUGAGUUUAUUGAAGACACAUCAUUCCAGGAAUGGCGAGAUGUGGCUUAUGUCAUGGAUAGAUUACUGUUUGUUGUUUUUCUAACCAGCACCAUCUUGUCCACGGCGCUCAUUUUGAGUCGCCGUCCAGAAGUUAAACAUGAAUUAAGUGGCUUCACUGAGAUCAGUAUAGACUAG